Molecule: messenger RNA, 606 nt
Organism: Symbiodinium pilosum
Lineage: Eukaryota; Dinophyceae; Suessiales; Symbiodiniaceae
Source: the annotation of a GenBank genome assembly
GAGCAUCCCAAGCUGGGCGUCUAUGUCAAGGGCCUAUACCUCAUGCCCUGUGCUACGAAGCAGGAUGUGAUGAGCAAUUUGGAGUAUGGGCUGAAGAUGAGAACUAUCGCUGCCACAAACAUGAACCAAAGCUCUUCGCGCUCCCACGCUGUCUUCACCAUCACAGUGAACAAGCUUGAGGGCGAACGCCCAAAGGGCCGGAACGACAAAGAUGAGCGCAAGUCCUUGCAUGCCAAGAUCAACCUUAUCGAUCUGGCAGGGAGUGAGCGCACGUCAAAGGCGCAGACGGAGAACGAGCGCCUGAAAGAAGGCUGUGCCAUCAAUCAGAGUUUAUCCCAACUUGGCCUGGUGAUCAAGAUGCUCACCGAGCAGAGCAGCGGGGGUUUGAAAGCCCCUAUGUUUCGCGCCUCGAAGCUCACCUUUCUGCUGAAGGACUCAUUGGCCGGCAAUUCAAAGACCUGUUGCUUUGCUGCAGAAGUUCUGGAUAGUCUAGGGCCCCGCCACGUCAAGAGGCGCAUAAGCAGUCCUACAUUAGGGAUGAUUAAACGGUCCCCUCCAAUUAAUAGGCAUUCUAGUAGCUAUCGGGUCCCGAUCGUUAGGACAUGA